Exophiala bonariae is the source of this 612-nucleotide messenger RNA. RefSeq lists its product as uncharacterized. The coding region runs from base 1 to 612 and encodes 203 amino acids. Gene Ontology annotation, cellular component: nucleus. Gene Ontology annotation, biological process: positive regulation of transcription by RNA polymerase II. The record is from RefSeq and is a predicted model, not a curated record. Lineage: Eukaryota; Fungi; Ascomycota; Eurotiomycetes; Chaetothyriales; Herpotrichiellaceae. The transcript has a single exon.
AUGGCUUCACAAAAUCAGAUGGGCUGCCUAGCAGCAACCCAUCAUCAGAUCCCUCAAACCUCUCCAUUCUCCACGACCUAUUCCAACGCCUCGCUAGACAUGGCGUUCCAAAGCUCUACCUCUCCCAGGGUUGAGCUCGACUGGGAAAUCCUGAACAAUCCAUCCUACCUCGACGAAUACGACUUCAAUCAUGACUUCACUCUCUUUCCAGUUGACGCCCCCAUCAUGGACUACGACACCACGCAGUUCUUCCCAGAACUCGACAACUACCUGUCAACUACAUCAAGCCUAUCAUCCUCAAAGGCUGGCCACCAGUGCGGUUUCUGCUCGGCAGCAUUCGAAAAGAGACACGAACUGAACCGUCAUAUGCUCAAACAUACCAAGCCGUACUCGUGCUCCAUCCCGGGCUGCGAUGCUUCAUUUGCAGAAAAGCGAGGCUGUGAUCGUCACAUGAAAUCCCGCCACAGUCCAUCGGCAAAAUCCAAGGAUGCAGUCAAGUGCCGCUUCUGCAAGUACUCAUCCACCAGGGCGGACGCUGUCCAGAGACAUCUACGGACUCAGCACGGAGUUCAGGUCAGUUUCAAGCUCGGAAAUUCCCCAGCUACGACGUGA